Molecule: messenger RNA, 1381 nt
Organism: Dromaius novaehollandiae (emu)
Lineage: Eukaryota; Metazoa; Chordata; Aves; Casuariiformes; Dromaiidae
Gene: PIH1D1
Product: PIH1 domain containing 1
Exons: 10
Coding region: 266-1156 (296 amino acids)
Biological process (GO): box C/D snoRNP assembly; rRNA processing
Cellular component (GO): R2TP complex; ribonucleoprotein complex; cytoplasm
Source: RefSeq, a predicted model, not a curated record
GCCCCCUGGGGAAAGAGCGGCCUCCGAACUGCCACAGAGUGCCGCCCCACGGGGAAAGAGCGGCCUCCGGACUGGGGCACCCCGGAAGGGUGAGUCCGCCGAGCGACCAUCGAGCUGGGAGCGCCGCUCCUGCCGGAAGCGGAAGCUCGCUCGCAGCACGAGGACGCGGGAGAGCGCGGCGCGUGGUAACCGUUGCUAAGGGCCGCUGCGGGGGGGUCCCGGACGCCUGGGUCCCCCGGGGGGGGAACCGCCCCUCCCGCAGCCCAUGGCCGCCCCCACGGACAAGUCGCUGCUGUCGGCGGAGCUGGAGGAGGACGAGGAGCCCGAGGCGCUGCGGCGGAUCCUGCUGCAGGUGACCCAGGGCGCCGACGAGGCCGAGACCCCCCCGGCGUCGACCUCCACGGCCGUCACCCCGCAGCCAGGUUUCUGCGUGAAGACGCGGGCGGGCGACGCCAAGGUCUUCGUCAACGUCUGCCACUCGCCGGCCGUCCCGGCGCCGCCCCCCCUGGCCCCCCGCGACCUCCGGCUGCUGCUCGACUCCGACGCCGCCUCGGCCUUCCGCAUCCCCAUGAGCCUGGGGGAGCCCCACGCCGAGCUGGACCGCAGCGGCCAGGGCUGCACGGCCUACGAUGUGGUGGUGAACUCGUCCCUGCUGCGCACGCUGCAGGCCGACCCCCUGUACCUGGAGUUCUUCCUCACUGUCGUCAUGGAGGGGCUGGCGGAGAAAUACGGUGUCGCCGUCAACCACCCCGGCUGGCGGGUGCUGCAGAACCGCAAGUUCCUCGGCUCCGUCUCGGCCCAAAACAUCCGGACGCGGCCCCGGCCCCGCAUCCAGGAGCUGGAGGGUGAGGAGCCGCUGCUGCCGCAUCCCCCCAGCCCCCCGACGCCGCCCCCCCCCGCCUACGUGGUGGUGGCCGAACCGUCGGCCGAGCGGCCCCGGGUGCUGCAGGCCCGCGUCCACCUGCCCCACGUGUCGGGGGCGGGGCAGCUGGGGCUGGCGCUGAGCGAGGAGCGACUGGUGCUGGGGAGCGCCGGGGGGGGCGGCCCCCCCCUGCUGGAGCUGGGGCUGCCCCUCCCCCCCGACCCCGCCCGCUGCCACGCCCGCUUCCACCGGCGCACCAAGGUCCUCACCGUGACGAUGCCCCUGCAGCUGUGACGGGGGUCGGCCCGGACGCCUGGGCCCCUCGGGGGGCGCCCGGAUGCCUGGGCCCUUUCGGGGGUGUGAUGGGGGGUCCCGGAUGCCUGGGCCCCCCGGAGCAGUGGGGGCUGCCGGGACGCCUGGACCCCUUGGGGGGAGCGCGAGGUGGGUGCCCGGACGCCUGGGCCCCUGCUGCGGGUGGUGUUUGUACAGGAAACGCAAUAAAGAGCGACAUGAGCGAGA